AUGAAUGUUCUAGUGUAUAACGGACCAGGAACAACACCUGGAUCAGUGAAACAUGUUGUUGAAACGUUAAGGCAUUUCCUUGAACCAUAUUACGCUGUAAGUACAGUGACUGCCAAAACAUUGGAGACGGAACCAUGGUCUUCCAAGGCCUCAGCUGUGGUGUUUCCCGGAGGUGCUGAUCUACCCUUUGUGAAAGAAUGCAAGCCAAUCAUCCCAUUAUUGAAACAGUUCGUUUCAAAGCAAGGUGGAGUGUACAUUGGGUUCUGUGCUGGUUCUUAUUUUGGCUCUGGACGAGUGGAAUUUGCCCAGGGGAAUCCUGAAAUGGAGGUUACUGGUAGCAGGGAUUUAAAAUUCUUUAAGGGAAUAGCAAGAGGACCAGCAUUUAAUGGCUUCCAAUAUAAUAGUGAACUUGGUGCAAGAGCAGCUAAGCUAUCUUGCCUUGAUGGAUUGGAAUUCUCAACUUAUUACAAUGGUGGCCCUGUUUUUGUAGAUGCAGAUCAUUAUGAUAACGUGGAAGUAUUGGCUAGAUAUAUCGAACCAUUAGAUGUCUCAUAUACUGAUUCCAAAGAUCGUCUUAGUAUUAAAGCUCCAGCCGCCACCAUUUUAUGUACUGUUGGGAAGGGAAAAGCAUUGCUAGUCGGGGCACACCCUGAAUUUAUUCCUAAAAUGUUAAAAAGAUCUGAUGAUGCUAAAUUUAUCUCUGAUGUUGUUAACAAAUUGGAAACUCAAGAAGAAAGUAGGUUGAAAUUUAUGCAUUUUAUCUUAGCAAAAGCUGGCUUAACAUGUAAUACGAAUUGGGAAAUGAAACGAGAACCUGGUUUGACACCUAUAAUAGCCGCCACUGCUCCAGAUAAAAAUUAUAUAUUAGAAGAUUUUGAAAAUAAUAUUGCUAAACAUACUUCAAAUAUCGAAAAUAAAGCUGACCAUGUUGAAUUCAAAGACCAAAAUGAUACAUUUGACCUUUAUCUUGGGCUGGAUAAAUACGAGCAAGCCAACGCUACAUUGGUCGAUAAAGACGUCAUUGAAACUUCCAAACCAAUAAUACUGUCCAACAAGAAUGAAACUUUCUCCUUACCCAAGGCGGCGAUAUCUUUUAAUAUUCAAAAAUAUUUUGAUUUCUUGUCUCCAAAUAAUAGCAUUGGUUCCUUCCUUCUAUACGGUGAAGUCGUCACUUCCACAAGUAGCCUGUUAGAUAAUAAUAAGACUAUGUUAAGUUGCUUGCCUGAAAACACUGUUCUUCAUGUUGGAUCUGUUCAAGUUACUGGUCGUGGACGAAGUGGUAAUUCAUGGGUUAAUCCUCGAGGUGUAUGUGCUUCAACCGCCGCCAUCUCAUUGCCGCUCAAAUCACCCAAAACAGGCGAGAGUAUUUCUAUUGUCUUCGUUCAGUAUCUGUCUAUGUUGGCAUAUUGCAAAGCCAUUACAUCCUAUGCUCCUGGUUUCGAAGAUUUACCAGUAAGAAUAAAAUGGCCAAAUGAUUUGUAUGCUUUGAAACCUGAUUACUAUUACAAUAAGAAAAUGUCUCUUGUUGGAAAAUCAUUUGACCAUACCCUGGUUCCAUUAACAGAUAUUGAGCCUGCAUAUGUUAAAGUUGCGGGAUUACUUGUGAAUACAAACUUUAUAAACAACAAAUACUCGUUAUUAUUGGGAUGUGGUCUAAAUUUAACAAAUGAUGAACCAACGACCUCUUUGAAGAAAUGGGUUGACAUAUUGAACUCAGAACGUUUGGGGCUUGGUUUGGCAUGCAUUCCACGGAUCGAAGUGGAAGUUUUACUUGCAAAAUAUAUGAACUACUUACAAAUUUUAUUAGAGACUUUCAUUAAUUAUGGUGCUUCCACUAUACUUCCAGAAUAUUAUAAAUAUUGGUUACACAGUGAUCAAAUUGUUACACUAACAACAUUAGGUAACGCCCGAGCAAAAAUUUUGGGGAUUACAAAUGAUUAUGGCUUAUUAAUAGCGAAGGAGUUGAUGUCUGGAAGUGAUUCUUGCUUUACGGGUAAUGUAUAUCAUUUACAACCUGAUGGAAAUACCUUCGAUAUUUUCAAAGGUUUAAUAGCGAAAAAGGCCACUUAG
Molecule: messenger RNA, 2070 nt
Organism: Naumovozyma castellii
Lineage: Eukaryota; Fungi; Ascomycota; Saccharomycetes; Saccharomycetales; Saccharomycetaceae
Gene: BPL1
Product: biotin--[acetyl-CoA-carboxylase] ligase BPL1
Exons: 1
Coding region: 1-2070 (689 amino acids)
Source: RefSeq, a predicted model, not a curated record